AACAGUCACACAAACGUUGUGUGUAAAACAAAGUGAAAUCGUUGCUGAUAUUUUCAUUUCCUCUAUCAUUGCUCAUUCCACCAUACAACCAAAGUUGUCUCAUUUCGAGCAACAGAUGACGAAUCCUGGCUCUAACCAAUCGUUCCAAGGACUCUUGAUCUUGACCGUUUGAAACAUACCCCCCACCAUCAUUCUAUUCCGACCGUUUGCGUCUAAAGUUUUGACCUUUUUGGUCCGUAAAACAAGAAAAACGGAAAAAGGGGGAAAAGGGUAGAGAUGUGGCGCGUGAAAGUUACUCUCUUUAAACCCCAUUUUAUAUAAUUUACUCUCAAGUCUCAACUUUCGAAGCGUUCUCCCAGUACUUCUCAUCAAUGUCUUCGACACUAGGCGGCAACGAAGGAAACGAGAUAGCGUUCUUCGACCUAGAGACGGCGGUUCCGACAGAAACGGGAAAGCCUUUCGCAAUUCUGGAGUUUGGAGCUAUCUUAGUCUGCCCUAGGAAGCUAGUUGAGCUCCACAGCUACUCAACUCUGGUUCGACCCACUGACCUUUCUCUCAUCUCCACGCUCUCUAAACGGCGUAGCGGUAUCACGCGCGACGGAGUCCUCUCCGCCCCAACAUUCCUCGAGAUAGCCGACCAAGUCUACAGCAUUCUCCAUGGAAGGAUAUGGGCAGGACAUAACAUAAAGAGAUUCGAUUGUGUCAGAAUAAGAGACGCGUUUGCAGAGAUUGGUCAUUCUCCACCUGAGCCUAAAGCUAUAAUCGAUUCUCUUUCCUUGUUAUCUCAGAAGUUUGGUAAGAGAGCUGGUGACAUGAAGAUGGCAUCAAUUGCUAAAUACUUCGACCUAGGAGAUCAAACACAUAGGAGCUUAGAGGAUGUCCGGAUGAAUCUUGAAGUUGUCAAGCACUGUGCAACCGUCUUGUUUCUGGAGUCUAGUGUUCCUGACAUUCUAACAGAAAUGAGUUGGUUUUCACCAAGGAGAAGUCCAAGAAAGCAAAGUAAUGACAAGUCACUGCCUAGUGGAGUUAAAGAAAGCUUGGCUUCUUCCUCCUCCUCCUCCUCCUCGAGCUCCAAAACUGAUCUGAGUUUGUCUUCAGUGGAUGAUGCCACCACAGACAUCGAAAACCAUCCCAUCGUUUCUCUCCUAACAGAAUGCUCAGAAAAUGAUACUUCUUGCUCUGGAAUAGAUCCAUCUGAUAUAACCACUCUCAUAAGUAAACUACACAUUGGAACUCUUCAGACCGAUGCUGCAGACGAAGCACAGGAUGAGUCAACUCCACCACCUGAUCCUGAUGCCAAAGAUGAAAACUUUUUGAGGGUUGAUGAAGUAUCUGUUUCUAGCAUCAGGGCAAGUUUUAUCCCCGGGAGCUUAAGAAUGGAGCUGUUCCAUGACGACGACGACCCUCUGCAACUCUGUGUGGACAGCUUGAAAAUCCGGUUUGGAAUAAGCCGGAAGUUUUUGGAUCAUUUAGGCCGACCCAGGUUGAAUAUUGUUGUCGACUUGCCUCCUGAUUUAUGCAAGAUCUUGGAUGAAGCCAAUGAUGUUGCACAUAAGUUAUCUAUUGAGUCAGGCACAGCCUCAGAGUGGAGGCUCACCGUUAUGAGGAAAAAAGGCUUUACCAACUAUCCCACAGCAAGAUUGCAAAUAAGCUCAGAAUCAAAUGGAACCGAGGUGUACCAGAAAGAAGAACCUUUGGAAACCAUUCAAAAGCUCGAUUUCAGUAGCGACGAGUUUGAAGAGCUCGAGUCAGCGUUACUUCCUGGUACACUGGUUGAUGCAUACUUCUCACUGGAGCCUUAUGAUUAUCAGAAAAUGGCAGGGAUACGUCUAGCAGCCAAAAAGUUGGUUAUCCACAUGAAGAAAUGAUCCACAAAAAUCAUUCCUCUGCCUCUUCCUAGUCAGUAAGCUAUCUCUGUUAUUUGGUUAGUGAUCAGUUGCUAAUUAGUUAUCUAAAAUGAUUUGUCUUGUACCGAUCAAUGACUAGUAGUAGUGUAACAUUCAUUCUGAUUCUACAAUCAAAUCAUGGAU
This is a messenger RNA of Raphanus sativus (radish), 2030 nucleotides long. Its product is annotated as protein NEN3. Gene Ontology annotation, molecular function: 3'-5' exonuclease activity; nucleic acid binding. The transcript has 5 exons. The record is from RefSeq and is a predicted model, not a curated record. NCBI's taxonomy places the organism in Eukaryota, Viridiplantae, Streptophyta, Magnoliopsida, Brassicales, Brassicaceae. Bases 372 to 1868 code for a protein of 498 amino acids.